CACUAGCUCAGCUCAGCAGCUCAGCAGCUCAGACGACUGUACCGAGCGGGGAUCACAAGCCGUUCAACCGGAGCGAAGGAAAAGAAAAAUCCUGUUGUUGUCGUUUUUUGGUUGUGGAUUAAUUCAAGACGGACGCGCCGAGUCGAAGCUCGCGGUUCCGGAAAAGGAAUUAGACCGACGGACGAGGCUUGGAACGGCGGCUUCUGGAGGAUUACAUCGCCGAAUGGUUCAGUUAGCCCCGAUGCUAAGGAUUCCGGCUCGGAGGAGCAACUGAUGAUGCCUGACGUCCGUCCUGCAGCCACCCUCACUUCCUGCUCGUAGAGGAAGCCGCCGCGCCGUCAUGUCUUCUCACCCACAGUCAGGGCCGCCGGGCCGCCGCGCCGCCCUGGACGCCAGGCACCUGCCCAACCCCGCCGGUCUGCCCCUGCAGCUGCAGCGGGCGCACACGGAGGUGGGGCUGGUCGACUACCACCCCCAUGCCAGGGACUACAGCUCUCACCUGGCUCAGCCGCACCGCCGUCGACCCUCGCUGCUUUCAGAGUUUCAGCCUGGGAACGAGAGGGGACAAGAGCAGCACCUCUGCUAUGAACCCAUCUACCUGCCGGAGUCCAGCGGCCAAUCGGAGAUGGAGUACGAGGUCAAGAGGCCUCGUCUGGACAUGGGACCGGAGUCGGUCAUGAGGCCCGGCGGUCACCGCCCGCUGCUGCCACUAGGAGGGGCCGAGGACAUGAUGAAGGAGCGCGGCGGCGCCAUGGGGAAACUGGAACCCAUCUCCCCGGUCAGCCCGGUCCACAUGGACCCCGACUUGGACCUGGUCCCGGCCCGCUUCUCCAAGGAGGAGCUGAUCCAGAACAUGGACCGGGUGGACCGAGAGAUCACCAUGGUGGAGCAGCAGAUCAGCAAGCUCCGCAAGAAACAGCAACAACUGGAGGAAGAAGCGGCCAAGCCUCAUGAACCGGAGCGACCCAUCUCUCCUCCACCCAGUGAGGCCAAGCACCGCAGCCUGGUCCAGAUCAUCUACGACGAGAACAGGAAAAAGGCAGAAGAAGCUCACAGGAUCCUGGAGGGACUGGGACCUAGAGUGGAACUGCCUCUGUACAACCAGCCCUCGGACACCAAACAGUACCACGACAACAUCAAAAUAAACCAGGCCAUGAGAAAGAAGCUCAUCUUGUAUUUCAAGAGGAGAAAUCACGCACGGAAGCAGUGGGUGAGUGGCCUGAUGACAUUUUUUACGUUACAGAACACCGAGAAGCAGAUGCGACAGCUAGCCGUCGUGCCGCCGAUGCUGUUCGACGCCGAGCAGCAGCGCAUCAGGUUCAUCAACAUGAACGGCCUGAUGGACGACCCCAUGAAGGUCUACAAGGACCGGCAGGUGAUGAACAUGUGGAGCGAGCAGGAGAAGGACACCUUCAGGGAGAAGUUCAUUCAACAUCCCAAGAACUUUGGUUUGAUCGCGUCCUUCCUCCUUCCUGGAGAGAACACCGUGGCCGAGUGCGUGCUGUUUUACUACCAGACCAAAAAGAACGAGAACUACAAGAACAUCGUCCGGAGGAACUACAGGCGGCGCGGGAGGAGCCAGCACGGGCAGCAGCAGCAGCAGCAGCAACAGCAGCAGCAGCAGCAGCAACAGCAGCAGCAACAACAGCCGCAGCAGCAGCAACAGCUGAGCCGCGGCAGCCAAGAGGACAAGCAGAGGGACGGGGAGAAGGACGGCGAGAAGGACGAGGAGAAGAACGAGGACAAGGAGGACAAGGAGGACGGCAUGAAGGACGACACGUCCGGAGAGGACGCCGAGGACAAGGAGCCCACGGUGGCCUUCAAGGGUCGGCGCACGGCCAACAGUCAGGGCCGCAGGAACGGGCGAGUGACCCGGUCCAUGACCAGUGAGGUGGAGGAGACGACCGCGCCCCUCGUCAGCACCGAGCUAACCAAUCUGGAAAUGAAUGAGAGCUCUCGCUGGACCGAAGAAGAGAUGGAAACUGCCAAAAAAGGCCUCCUCCAGUAUGGUCGCAACUGGUCGGCCAUCGCCAAGAUGGUGGGCUCCAAAACGGUGUCGCAGUGCAAGAACUUUUACUUCAACUACAAGAAGAGGCAGAAACUGGACGAGAUCCUGCAGCAGNAAGAGGAGGAGGGAGAGAGCGUGCGAGUGAGCGAGCGAGCGAGCGAGCAAGGAACAUGUGCUGCUUUGGAACACGUCGACCCGACACCAGCUCGAGUAUCCGGCCAGCUGGGGACUAAGCCGCUCUCGUCUCCCCCCGUGACAGCCGGCGCCAACAACAGCUCCGACACGGAGAGCCUGCCCUCCCCGCACUCCUCCGAGGACAGCAAGGUGAAGGAGGAGACCCCCGGCAAGUCCAAGGCGGCCGCCGCCGCUGCCGCCGAGACCCGGGACAAGGACGAGACCGCGUCGGACCUGAGCCAGACCGGCGAGGAAAGAGCGUCCGUCAAAGAAGAGUCGGACUCGGUCGUGAAGCAGGAGAUCAAGACGGAAGCGGCGGAGCCGCCGGGCAAGAACCAGCCGCAGGCGGAAGCGGAGGAGGCGAAGGCGCCCGGCAAAGGCGCCAAGAAGGAGCAAGGGACCAAGACGGGCUCCCACGGCGACAGCGACUCCAGCGCCACCUGCAGCGCUGACGAGGUCGAGGAGCCGGAGAGCGCGGAGAAGAACAGGAUGACGUCUCCGCGGCCUAGCUUGCUGAACUACACCCAAGACCGCUCCCACGACGGCGUCAUCUCCACGCCACUGCAGAAGCCCAUGGACCUGAAGCAGCUCAAACAGAGAGCGGCGGCCAUUCCACCAAUCAUGCCCGAGGCCUCGCUGCAGGCCGGUCAGCGGAGCGGCGGUGCCAAGGCAGUGCUGCCCCCUCAUGCCCUGGCCCUGUACCAGCAGCAGAUCACCAUGGCUCACGGGGAGUCGUCCCAGGAGGCCAAGCAGCAACAGGGGCAACAGCAACAGCAACAGGGGCAACAACAGCAACAGGGGCAACAACAGGGCAAACAGCCGUCCUACUCCUCACAGAUGGACCGAGACAGGGAGGCGUUCCACGGCAGCAGUCCCCGUGUCCGUCCACGCAGCCCCUCCAGUGACAAGGACGGUAAGGAGUCAGAGCCGAGGGUUGUGGGUUCAAGUCCAGGCACUAGUAAGACACCGAUCAGAGACCAGCUCGUCGGCGCCCCCUAUCCCGCUCUCCAGGGAACUCCGGUUCACUCCAGCCCGGCCCACGGGUUGGACCACGGGAAGAUGGCGCCCGCGCAGAUCUCUUGGAUGGACCAGCGGAAAGUGGGCUCGUUCCCCGUGAUCAAGCAGGAGCAGCUGUCUCCUCGGAGCAUGUCCGCCCAAGCUGACAACCUGUCAUCCCAGGGGUCGCCACAUGAUGGUGCUGUAGGACGAGGUUCUGUCCCAGCUGUCCAGGUGGGCAGCAUCAGUAAAGGGAUGCCCGCCACAAGGAUUCACCCAGAUUCCUCCGUCCCGUACCGAGUGGGCUCCAUCAGCCAGGUGAGUGUCGGGAGACCGAAGUGUGGUAGAUAAAUGAAAUGAAAUGAAGUAAAAUAAAAUGAAAUAAAAUAAUAAAAUAAAUAAAGUAAAAAAAUAAAUAAAAUAAAAU
Molecule: messenger RNA, 3605 nt
Organism: Cynoglossus semilaevis (tongue sole)
Lineage: Eukaryota; Metazoa; Chordata; Actinopteri; Pleuronectiformes; Cynoglossidae
Product: nuclear receptor corepressor 2
Biological process (GO): negative regulation of transcription by RNA polymerase II
Cellular component (GO): chromatin
Molecular function (GO): transcription corepressor activity
Source: RefSeq, a predicted model, not a curated record